ACCAGCAUUUGCUACAAGUUUUUUUGUAUUAAAAGCCAGCGCCUUCUACUAAUAGCAUUACACUUGAAUCUUCUAGAGCCCAGUCGAAUAAUUCCAAAAGAUGUCUCGCAUUAACAUGUUGAUGCUAUUGGUGGCCGUUGCCGUGGCCUUGACUUACCCUCAAGAAGCCGCCGAUCCUGCCCCAGCUGUUCCAGUUGCGGAUGGUUUAACAGCUGACCUCCGUCAUCACCACGGCCACAUCAGCGGCGGAUAUGGGGCCGGAUACAACCAAGGAUACGGCGGAUAUAAUCAAGGAUACGGUGGAUACAACCAGCAGGGAUAUGGCGGAUACAACCAGGGAUAUGGAAACGACACUGUCAAUCGAUGUUCAUUGACCCCUCGGAAUGUCGAAAUUUAGAGCACCA
Messenger RNA from Daphnia pulicaria, 404 nucleotides. Its product is annotated as abscisic acid and environmental stress-inducible protein-like. NCBI's taxonomy places the organism in Eukaryota, Metazoa, Arthropoda, Branchiopoda, Diplostraca, Daphniidae. The record is from RefSeq and is a predicted model, not a curated record. The transcript has 3 exons. Bases 101 to 397 code for a protein of 98 amino acids.